This is a messenger RNA of Homalodisca vitripennis (glassy-winged sharpshooter), 2485 nucleotides long. RefSeq lists its product as uncharacterized. The record is from RefSeq and is a predicted model, not a curated record. Lineage: Eukaryota; Metazoa; Arthropoda; Insecta; Hemiptera; Cicadellidae. The transcript has 7 exons. Bases 241 to 1497 code for a protein of 418 amino acids.
GCUGAGGGUUGGGACAGGAACAGUCCGUUCCGGCGUUCCGCCGUUUCUCGUCAGUUCAGUAUCAGCUGGUGUUCCGCCGCGCUGCAAUACUCUCUUGGCGCGAGAUAAAUAGUGUUUAAGUGGUUCUCAGAUCAUGGUUUUAAAAAAUUUGUAGGUAUAAUAUUGUAGAACACAUGUAAUAUAUUACAAGUUCAAAUUAUUAGUUAAUUUCUAAAAUGACGAUAUUUUAUCGGUAGUGAAAUGAGCAGGAGUUUAAAUUGUUUGUUUGUGGUUAUUCUCAACUGGACGGUGGUUAACAGCAAUAUAGACCUGGACUCUCCUAUCAGACUUGCUCACUGCAGGGCUACUUGUUUAUAUAAGAUUCAAAUUACUAUCACUUCAGACCAGGUCUGCCGGUCUUCCUUCAAUUGCACACAGUGUUGGGAGACCUGUGAGGUGUUGCUACGGGACAGAUCGCCUUGUAACCAGAAGCACUGUGGUGUGGGUUGUAAGGAAGCUUGCCGCUUCCCACUGCUGAGCCGCUCAAGCGCUGAGUUGCCCCAGAACGAAGAGGCGCUGCUGCUGAGUGACUCACACGUGUCGUGGCCAAGUACUGCUGCCGUGUACGUGGUGAUGGGUCAGCAGAGCGGGCGACCUUGGACUCAGCUGCUGCAGACCCUGGAUUCCAGCGCCCCCAUACCUCCGGACUUGGAUCUGGAGUCAGUGCGGGUGCUGGAGGUCCAAUGGCAGGGACUCACCAAGGUGUACAGUCCGCCACCCGAGUCACCCAUUGUCCAGUUGGAAGCCGUACUCCGCAGUUUAGGCUUGGACGAUAAGAUGAUCGUUGCGAGUACGGAAACUUCAGAGACACCAUUACCUCAGAACGUGACAUCAUCGUGGAACCUAAGGGUGGAAUCGAUGACUCAGCAGUUUCCUCUGGCGAUAACCCGGAUCUGCUGGCUGGCCAGAGAGGCAGCCACGAACUCCCUGAUGUACCUGGUCACGUGGCAGCUGUGGGAGGGGAUUCUGCGGGGGAACCUCCUCACCAACUCCUCAUGCGCCACUCUGUCCUUGCGGCCCGAUGCCAUCUACCGAGUACAGGUGGCCUUACUCAGUCCAGGAUCUCACGAAGGCGAAAGUGAGCCUUUAGUUGUAGACACACACCUCGUCCACACUGAGGACUCCAGUGUCCUCUCGAGUCACGUGACCACUCUAGGGCUCGGACAACACGUCACUCUGACACACCACGGACAACACGUCAGUCUGACACAGUCGCCAGACCCAGGGACCCAGCUCGUGGUGGGGGUGGCAGCAGCAGUCAUCGUGUUCCUAGUUUUGACCCUCAGCCUUACCUGGAGGUGGCGUCACCGGCUCUCGCUGCCUCACACGAAACUGAUAGACGAAGACUUAGUGACUCCUAAUAUUUAUAGAGUUUACCCACCAGCGAUCAGGCUGGUUGCAGAACGUGCAGAUUCCAGACACAUCUUUUCAGAUACAACCAGCCUUCUUCAAGACUAAAUAAACCGGGACUGUCCACAUUUUUGCAUUCAUCGUUGACAUAUUUAUAUAAAAUUAGCAUAUUAGUACCGAAAAAUCCAAGUCCAUACGUUAGAUCCAAAUCUGUAUAUGGGUAGCUCUAAUUCAUCCCCUGGAUUAACGUUAAAUUACACAACUAUCGCCUACUUGACGAGUGUGUUGGGCAAAUUAUAGAGAAGUAUUUUGCAUAAAGUACUUUAGUACUUAAUCGCGGAUAGCAGGUGGUGUGAAGAAAUAUAUUUUAAAAUUAGUUUUUCAAUUAAACAAACAUAUUUACACGAAGUUCAAACAGUUUCAUCAAUAACAAUGAAAGUAUUCCAAAUCUUUAAUAUUUCUUUGUAAUCAACGCUAAUAUUAAGAAUAAUUUUACUCCGCAUAUAAAUGAUAAUAAAAAUAGUUGUAAUGCAAAUUACGAUGACAAAGGAUAAAUUGUUUUGUGCGUGGUAAAAUAAAUUUGUUUUUAUUUUUGAAUUGCAAAAUAUUUGAAUCCUUUGUACAAUAACUACUGUGAAACAUCUAAAUUCUUGUAUUUGUGGAUUUUUAUGUUGUAGCUGUAACAUUUGUGAAUGCUUUCGUAACAAUUAGUAUCCAUAAAAAUUGCCAAAAGACAAAAUAAAUUAAAAUCUGUACAACAAAUCGUUACUGUAAUGGGGAUUGUAUAAACAAGUAAUACUGUGUUACAGUAUUACUAAAACCUAGAGUCAUUACUUAAAUUUAAGUUACUAUUACUGAAUGUUUACUAUUUUAUUAUUACGUUGUAUUUAAUUUAAGCUUGUACUUUUAUCCUAAUUGUCAGUGUUUCUAGUCAUUAUAAAAUAAUUUUCAAUGUGUUGUGUACAUUUUAGUAACAAUUUAUCCUUCAAUGUUACUAUUAUAAUAGGUGUACCAUUAUGAGAAUUGGAAGUUUUUUAUAUACUCUUUAUUUAUUUUGUUUUAGGAAGUUGAAAUAAAGAUGUUUUAUAAAAUUGGA